This is a messenger RNA of Torulaspora globosa, 591 nucleotides long. RefSeq lists its product as uncharacterized. The transcript has a single exon. NCBI's taxonomy places the organism in Eukaryota, Fungi, Ascomycota, Saccharomycetes, Saccharomycetales, Saccharomycetaceae. The coding region runs from base 1 to 591 and encodes 196 amino acids. The record is from RefSeq and is a predicted model, not a curated record.
AUGGUAUUUUUAACCAUUCAUAUCCCUCGCGCUCUGAAGACCUCAACGAUAACAGUGCAAUACGGAAAUGCAACAACUUUACAUAUCGCUCACUCAAUGUCUGGCCAGUUGACUGCGCCCUAUCCUCCUAGCAUUCAUGAUGACAUCUCUUUUCAGGGUCCACCAUCGCUUCGCCAGGGCCAGCAGAAGCCGCUGGGAUCCUUAAAUGACCACUCCCUCAACGGCAUAGAUGGCGAGUAUAUAGAAGUGAUAAGAUCCAGGCCAAUACCGGACGGUUCAAGGAGAUACUUGCAGAUGAACCCUGUACCGAAUUUCUCUUCCAAUUUCAAUGCUACAAAGACAGCCGGCCGCAAGACUCCGUCUAACUCGUCUCAUCUACCAGAUCCGAGGGACCCUACAUCUGUAUGGAUGGACGUUAUGCUAAGAUCUUCCCUGCAACGCAUAAAGGGCCCGGUCGAAGGAACCGGAUCGUCUGCCCUUGUGCGACACAAACAAACUAUAAUAGCGGUUUGCAUACUAGCGGUGACGUGGCAAUUGGCUAUCCUCAUGGAUUACCUGGCGCAGUUGGUAAGAUACUACUGCCAAACGUAG